Messenger RNA from Medicago truncatula (barrel medic), 1326 nucleotides. Its product is annotated as F-box/kelch-repeat protein At3g06240. The transcript has a single exon. Gene Ontology annotation, molecular function: protein binding. The record is from RefSeq and is a predicted model, not a curated record. The coding region runs from base 1 to 1212 and encodes 403 amino acids. Lineage: Eukaryota; Viridiplantae; Streptophyta; Magnoliopsida; Fabales; Fabaceae.
AUGAUGCAAUCAACGGAUUCUGUUAUAGCUGAAAAGGUUAGCAAUCAUAUUCAUGAUGAUCUUGCAUUUUCCAUUCUGUCCAAACUGCCUCUUAAAUCUUUGAAACGGUUUAGUUGCGUACGUAAAUCAUGGUCUUGCUUAUUUGAGAAUUCUAAUUUCUUGAACAUGUACCGCAAUUAUUUCAUAUCUAGUACUUAUGAGGAAGAUGGUCCAUGUCUCCUCCUACAACAGACUCUGCCAUAUUUACCAAAUCUUCAUGUGUUAUAUUUGCUUUUUGGUGAGAGGUUUGAGAAUAAGGUCAAAUUAAAUUGGCCACCUCCAUUUCAAGAGGAUAACAUAGCUAUUCAUAUUUUAGGUCCGGUUAUUAACGGUAUUGUUUGUCUCUAUCAAGGACGAGAACCUGUUGUUAUAUUGUGGAACCCAGCUACCGAGGAAUACAAAGUCCUUCCUCCCAGCCCUACUGAGUCACCUGUACUUUAUGAGGAAGUCUAUUAUUAUGUUCAUGGAUUUGGUUAUGACCAUGUUAGAGAUGACUACAAAGUCAUUCGAUACGUAUCUUAUAGUCUAGAUGUACCUGAUGAUUUUGAAGGUGAUAUUGAUGGUGAGCCAAUCAAGCUGUCACGCGACAACAUGUGGGAGAUAUACAACCUAAGAAGCAACUCUUGGAGAAAACUUGAUCUGGAUCUUCCUCGUGCUCAUCACGGUUGGGUAGGUGUCUAUGUGUACAUGAAGGGAGUGUGUCACUGGUAUCAAGAUGAAUUUGAACAUAAAGGAUAUCUGGUGUCAUUUGACAUAAGCAAUGAGGUGUUUUGUACAACACCCCUGCCUUUGUAUAUGAAUGAUAGCUUUGAUUCUGUAUUUUUGUUGAGAUACUUGAUGGUAUUAAAUGACCACGUUGCAUUGAUCUCAAACUAUGUAGAAAUGACUACUUUUCACAUUUCUAUUCUGGGUGAACUCGGUGUGAAGGAGUCUUGGACUAAACUCUUCGUUAUUGGACCUUUACCUUGCAUUGAGCAUCCUAUCGGGGAGGGAAAGAAUGGUGAUCUAUUCUUCAAAAGAAAAGAUGGCGAACUAGUCAGGUUUAAUUUAAGCACCCAAGUGAUUGAUGAGCUUGGUCUUAAAGGGGAAUUCGGUUGUUGUCAGAUUGUCAAUUACAAGGAAAGCUCUCUUCCUAUUGGACAAAUAAAUGAUCGAUUAUGUUUAUGCCAGUGAGGCAAUUAGGAUUAUUAGGGUUUUUUCCUAUAUGCACUUUUUUUCUUUUUUGUUGUAAGAAUGAUAUUUCCUUUACUCAAUGACCUCCAAUUUUAUGUAAAAUAAGGUAUAUUU